AACCCGAGUAGCCCAUGGCGGGCAGCGACGUGGCCUGUGAGGGGCCAACGAGGAGGGGAGGCGCGACCCGGAGCCCCGGGGCUCCCGGGGGGCUGCGCAGCCAGGCAGCAGCUAGUGGUCCCGAACCGCUGUCCGCUACAGAUGCUCCGGCGGAACGCGGAGCGCUGCCCGCCUGGAUGCGCCUCUACUUCUACGGGAUGCAUGGCAUCACCCUGGACGUGCUGGUGUCCUCGGCCAGGCGCUUCGCCCGCAGCCUGGAUCUGCGGAUGUUGGGCUUCUCGUCGCCCUACCGCUGCCUCCUGCACUCGCUCACCCACUUCGCCCUGGAGCAGCUCUACCUGCAGCGGCUGCGCUGCCCCAGCUCCUUCCUCUUCAAUUUCCUGCUCUACCCCUGGGCGCACGUGGGGUUGCAGACCCUGGCGGGCCAGGCACUGCUGCUCAGUCUAGGCGGCGGGCCGGGGGGCGCGGCGGCGCCAGGGGCGCUCGACCUGGCGCUGCAAUACGUACUGGCGCUCUACCACGGCCAAGUGUUCCUGAAGCGCUUCCUGCGUUUGCGAUACCCGCGGCAGCUCCAGCAGCAAACCAGGGACACACUACCGGCAACCCCGGACGCCCGAGUCCUUUUGGAGGCGGGAAGAGGACGACAUGGACCCCGGAGCCCCAAGGGCGCAGAAGGAGCCCCCAGCCAAGGUCUGCCAGACCUCCUCCGCUUCCUUUUCUUCGGAAUGCAUGGCUUUCUGGAUGAGAUCUUCUUCACCUUUUUCUUCAAUGUUCUGGGGCAGGGGGACGGAUCCAGCAGUGGGCACACAUCGCUCUGGUCCUUCUUCAUGUAUGGCAGUUGUAGCUUUGUGGUUGAAAAACUCUACUUCCACCUUCACUACAGCCGUGGCUGGGGCACCUGGAAGAGGGUGCCCAUCUAUGUGAUCUUUAUCUAUGCGUGGGAGUUGUCCUGGGGUCUGGGGCUUCGCAUGUGUGGGGCCUGUUCCUGGGACUAUUCUCACUAUCCGCUCAAUUUCAUGGGCCUCAUCACGUUGAUGUAUUUACCUGGUUGGCUAUUCCUUAGUGUGUACCAGGACCUACUGUCCAACGUGUUGUGGAGGGUGCAGUAUGUUCCAACAAACUAAGACUGGAAAAUAAAAAGAAAAGAAAGGAAGGAAGGAACCUGACGAUUGGAUGCAAUUUAUUUUUACACAUUUAACACAAGGUGGCUUUGUUUUCAGUCUUUUAAUUUUUAUACAGUUUACUAAGCUCUUCUAACUUGUUUUACUUGACGUUUCAGUUUUCCAGACUGCUCGGAAUCUAUAUGUAAAGUUCAGUACUUUGAAGUGUUACUCAAAACUAACUCAAAUUGUUUAACUCAUCAAUAAUUUAAACCUUUUCGAGGGCAAACAACUAAACCACUCUAUCUUAAACAUCAGAAACCAGUAAUAGUCACUGACCCUCGACGAGUGAUAACCACUUAUUUUUCUGUUCUUCCGUAAAAGUUUUCAGAUCAGAGACCAGUGAUUUUUACAAGUUCUUGAUUUAAUGAGCUGUUUACUUUCUUUGUAAUGCAAUUUCAUUUUGUUUUCUUGCCAUGUUGACCAAUGGCAGCUGAAAAUCUAUGUCUUGUAUGUUCUUCAGAAACUUCAGCCACAGCUCUUAAAGUGCCUCUGUCUAGUCUACCCGUGAGAGGAAGACCGCAAGGGUGAAAAACAUCCCAUGAACACAUUUUAACAAGAGCAGUCUUUUGUGUCAACUCCAACAGGUGACACUGUGUUGGUAACAUUUGGUCACCGUCUUGGAAAUGAUUGCUUUCCAACGUUGGCUAGCCUUAAACACUAUUUAUGUUAACGUUGCUCAGAACACAUUAUCUAAACUUUUGUAACUGUGCAAUAACCUAAAUGUUUGCCCUAGAUGUCCCAGGGUCAAGUGAAAUUAUACCACCUUCAAUGGUGUUCUAACUCUAAGGCCCCUUUUUCCUACAUGGAGCUUCAAAUAUAGAAACAGUAUCUUGGAAUAAAAUGAAUCUUAAUUUUCCCUCUAAUUACAUUAGGCCUAAUUGUUUUCUCUACUUACUGAUACGUUUUCACCUUAUUUCUCUCACAGUCCCCCCCCCACACACACACUCACACACUUUUUUCCUUUCAGGCCCAGAAUUAGGGGUCAGGCCUGAUGUAGUAAUGCACCUUAUAAAUGCAUCAGAGCUUUGGACAGCUUAUGAUUAAUUAAUGUCUAAAAGCUCCAAAGUUAAAUGAGAUGAUGGAAGCCAUUCUAAGAAAUGAUAUCUAAUUGAUUAAUAAUGUACUCUGAGGGUAUUUGUUGUUUUAUUGUACUCAGAGGAGAGAGUGGAAUAGAGCGCAGCUCAGCCAAGGAUGACUAAUAACCUCUCAGCUUUCAGUUCGAAGAUAAUUAGGAAAACUUAGAAUGUGUAUUAAUGGGUUUGAAUUGUCCAAUUGCCUGUGCUGUAAAAAGGGAUGGUUUCUGUUUCGAAAAAAAGAAAGAAAGAAAGAAAGAAAGGUAGGUUUGCUAGGAGAAUAGCAAAGAAUGUGUGUUUAGGUUUGAUGUCAGAUGCAUCAGAUUUGAUACUCUAAUCCAUCCUGUGAGGUUGUGAGCUAAAUUAUAAAUGUCACAGAGUCAACCCCACCUGUGAAAUGGAAGAGAGCAAGCUACUUGCUCUCAUCAGUCACAACUUAAAAGUAAGCUCCAUACUUGCCAAAGGUUUUCUCUCUGGUUCUUUACGACGCUCUGUAACAGGUCAACGGUUUCUGAAAAUUACUGGUUACUGGAGAGGAAAAUAGGGAAGUAGAGACAGGAGAGUUAGGAAGAUGCAGGACGAGAUAUUUGUAAUGCAAAUGUGACGCAUGCAGGGGAACCUGAGGGAAGGGUGGCCCCACUGCACACCCCCACCUUCCUGUGAAUGGCCACUCAGCUCCUUGGCUGCUGAAAUGCUUACCAGUUUGUUCCCACUCUGUCCCAUCUCACCUCCAGCAUAAGCUGCUCUCAGAGCCACUGAGAAGCCUGCUAACCUCCUCCAGCUCAGAAAUCGCCCACUUAGGAACACCUGCCUUAUUAUUUUCUUUUUAAUUCUGUGCUCAUCAAUGGGGUAGAGUAAGGUCUUUCAGACAUUGGACUUGUUCAGGAAAUAGUUACCCAGCCUCCAGUAAUUAGUAGACGCUUCUCAGGACUGUGUAUACACAGUAAUGAACCAAAUAUCUCUGUCCUUAUAAAGCUGGAAAUGGACCGUAUUGAUUCUGUGAAAUUGUACUUCUUUUUUCUGUUUGUGUUUUUGGUUUUUGCUGUUGUGUUUUUUUUUUUU
Messenger RNA from Microtus oregoni (creeping vole), 3298 nucleotides. It is a transcript of the gene Tmem229a, whose product is annotated as transmembrane protein 229A. The coding region runs from base 15 to 1124 and encodes 369 amino acids. Lineage: Eukaryota; Metazoa; Chordata; Mammalia; Rodentia; Cricetidae. The transcript has a single exon. The record is from RefSeq and is a predicted model, not a curated record.